UGACCCUGGGGGGUUCAAGGGCACAGAGCCUGGGGUGCCACUCCCAGGAGAGCCCCUCCCUGCGGAGGGAGCAGCUCCAGGACCCCUCUGUGGCACAGGAGGAUGGAGAUGCCCACGGGGAAGGCAGAGCCCAGCUCCAAUCCGGCCCAGGGAAUGCUGAGCCCCUGGUCCCAGGAAGGACAGGGGACAGUGGCCGUGGAGGAGGAGGAGUGGGGAGUCUGCAGCCCCUGGGAGCUGUGCCAGGGGGAACGUGGCAGAGCCCCACUGCUCUCCCAAGGGGUGUGCCAGGGGAAAGCCAAUGGAUACAAAGAUCUGUCCCAGUGGUCAGAACUAAUCAACCAGGAGAUGUCCCAGAUGGAAGAAUUCAUUGAUCAGCAGCCCUGCCCAAGGAAAGCCAAGAGACAGCAGGAACUGUGCCAAGGGCAAGUCAACGGACACAAAGAUCUGUGCCAGUGGGAAGCCCUCAUCAGCCAGGAGAUGUCCCACUGGGAAGACCACAUGGAGCGAGGGCUGUGCCAAGGGAAAGCCAGGACACACCCAAAGGGGGGCCAACAGGAAGGUGAGAGAGACCCAGAGCUGUGCCAAGGGAGGGUCAAUGGGUACAGAAGUCUGUCCCAAUGGGAAGAAUUAAUCAACCAAGAGAUGUCCCAGCUGGAAGAACACAUCGACCAACAGCUGUGCCAAAGGAAAGCCAAGAGGCAGCAGGAGCUGUGCCAAGGGCAGGGCAGGGGAUACAAAGAACUGUCCCAAUGGGAAGACUUAAUCAACCAGGAGAUGUCCCAGAUGGAAGACUUCAUUGACCAAGAGCUGUGCCAAGGGAAAGCCAAGAGACACCAAGAGACACCCAGAGCUGUGCCAAGGACAAGCCAAGAGACCCCAGGAGCGGUGCCAGGGGGAGGUCAGUGCAUACAAAGAUCCCUCCCAACGGUCCAUCAACCCAGAGGUGUCCCAGUGGGAAAGACUCCAUUGCCCAAGGGCUGUGCCAAGGACAAGCCAGCAGAACAGGCAGCACAUCCCACCCUCCCCACCCGUGCCAGGGCUCAGCACCCUCCAGCCCGUUGCCCACCUUGGCCCCCAGGGCCUUCCCCCCCUGCCCGGCUCUCCAGCCCCCCGGCACCGCCAGGACCCAGCCCAGCUCAGCUCAGGGAAGUUCAACUUCCCAGGGAGUUCAUCCAGGCCUCCCCUUCCCCACCCACCCCCGGGGAGGAAUGGUGCCCCCGUGCUCCCCAGAGAGGCAGCGGGUGCCACCCGGCCCAGCCACCAGGAAAUAAAUUAUAGGAAUCCAAGGAA
Messenger RNA from Chiroxiphia lanceolata (lance-tailed manakin), 1290 nucleotides. Its product is annotated as protein enabled homolog. The transcript has 2 exons. NCBI's taxonomy places the organism in Eukaryota, Metazoa, Chordata, Aves, Passeriformes, Pipridae. The record is from RefSeq and is a predicted model, not a curated record. Bases 103 to 1278 code for a protein of 391 amino acids.